Durotheca rogersii is the source of this 1020-nucleotide messenger RNA. Its product is annotated as BCNT-domain-containing protein. NCBI's taxonomy places the organism in Eukaryota, Fungi, Ascomycota, Sordariomycetes, Xylariales, Xylariaceae. The transcript has a single exon. The coding region runs from base 1 to 1020 and encodes 339 amino acids. The record is from RefSeq and is a predicted model, not a curated record.
AUGGCCCUAGAGCCAGAUGUGGACGAUGAGUAUGCCUCGAACGAUGAUUCUGAUUUCGCACCAGACGUGGCGCCCACGGAUACUGUCUCCGAAGCUGAGGAUUCCGAUGAUGAACCCGUCGAUUUAAUAGUCCCUCCCACAGCCUCUCCCACUAGAAAGCGUACUACUGAUGAAGAUGUCGACGAAAACUUCGAGAACUCGGGCGACGAAGCCAUUAUACAGAAAGGGAGAAAACGACAAAAGGGGGAUAAGCAAAGGGGUGGCAAUGCCGACAAUACCGGCAAGGAUGACGGGCGUGACAUCGACCUCGUCAGGACCCGGAGCAUGCGAGCAGCCGAAAAAGCCGAGCGAAAGACCCCCGUGGUGGCCGGCCAAGUCACCAUUGACGUCGAUAGCUUGUGGGCUGAGAUGAUCUCAGCCCCCCUCCUAUCGUCCAAGCAAGAUAUCGACACGGAAACAGAGAACGAACGCGCUGGGAAAGGCGACUUACCUGGGCCAGCCGCAGGCCCGAAGAAAAACCAACAAGGGGAGGCGCCUAGAGAAGUCGAGCCGCCGGCCAUGAUAAAGAUCAAGCGCGCCUACACCUUCGCGGGAAAGGUCCAUACCGAAGAAAAGAUGGUACCUCGCGAUUCCGCCGAAGCGAGGCUGUAUCUCGUGUCUCAAGAUCCGAACUCGGCCGAGGAUAUCGAUGACGAUAGCCAGCCCAAGCGUAAGCCCCGCAAAGCCUUCCGAUCUGCCUUCGAACCCGUGAUCGAGGGUCUCACACCACGCUUGGACCUCAACCUCGGCAUGAACGCGAGAUUGCAGAUACGUGAACAGGCUAAGGCCAAAAAGCUGAACGUGGUCGAGAAGAGUCGCAUGGACUGGGCCGGCUUUGUUGACAAGGAAGGCAUCAAGGACGAGCUCGAACUAGCUAGCAAGUCGAAGGAGUCCUACGCCAACCGACAAGACUUCCUGGCCCGUGUCGCGGCCAACAAAGAGGAAGAGGCCAGGAGAGCUAGGAUUUCCGGGCGCGCUUAA